Molecule: messenger RNA, 1664 nt
Organism: Columba livia (rock pigeon)
Lineage: Eukaryota; Metazoa; Chordata; Aves; Columbiformes; Columbidae
Product: tumor necrosis factor ligand superfamily member 10-like
Biological process (GO): immune response
Cellular component (GO): membrane
Molecular function (GO): tumor necrosis factor receptor binding
Source: RefSeq, a predicted model, not a curated record
CCUCGACAAACCAGGAGAUUAUUGGCAAAUAGAUUAGGUGGAACUCCCCAGAACUCGAGGAUUCAGAUAUCUAUUAGUUGGGGUAGAUACCUUUUCAGGAUGGCCGGAAGCUUUCCCUGUCGCACCAACCAGGCACAAGUAACUGUAAAAUGGUUACUAAGGGAAAUGAUCUGAUAGGGGACCACACUUUGUUGCUCAAGUGGUAACACAGUUUGGCAAUUAAAUGGGAAUUACAUACCCCAUGCAUGGAGACCCCAGUCUAGUGGACAGGUGAAGAGAAAGGAAGAAAGAAAAAAAAAAAUAAAAUCAAACCUAAAAAGGCAACUUAGCAAGAUUUGUCAGGAACCAAAAAUUCAAUAACGCUGAAGCCAUUGCGUAUUAGGAUUAAACCUAGGAGCGGAAUGUUAGUAAGCCCAUAUGAAAUUUUGUAUGGCAAACCAUAUGAAGCACCUGAUCCAAAUCCAAGUGUGUUUGUAAAGGGUAAUCAGAAUUUAUACAAUUACAUGUUUCAUUUGCUAACAGCGGGACAGCAGCGGGUGAACCCCAGCCUGGCCCACUCCGCCGCCAGAGGGAACAGUGCAGCGCUGCGUGGGGACCAGCCCUGCCCGGCCAUGAUGCUGCCCGCGGCCGGUCCCAGCCCUGGGCAGACCUGCGGGGCCAUGCUGGUCGCCACCGUGUUCCUGCAGUCUGUCUGCGUGGCCGUCACCUUCCUCUACCUCACCAACGAGCUCAAACAGCUCCGGGACACAUACUCCAAGAGCAGCAUCGCUUGUCUCACUAGGGAGGAAAUGGGAAAUUUCAUCCAAAAUUUGGAUCUAAUUGAAAGUCAAGACAGAGCGACUGACCCCUGCUGGCAAGUAAAGUGGCACCUGGGAAAGGUAAUUUAAAGGAUGUCGAAAAGCUACGAGGAAAACAUAUCUGCAGUCAACACUGACAGAGUGCUGACGCUGUCACAGACCGAUGGGCAGCAGCCGUAUGGUCCCAUCAACAGGAUUGUGGCACAUCUGAUGGGUAACAGCAACAGGAAGAAUUCCCUGUCCCCAUGUAUAGAUUCCUCACCCAAGAGAGGGAAUGAAGAAAGAAAAAAAAAACAAAAACAAACAAAACAAGCAAACAAAAACAAAAAACCCAAACAAAAACAAAAAACCAAAAAAAAAAAAACAAAAAAAAAAACAAACAAAAAAACAAACAAAAAAACAAACAAACAAAAACAACAAAAAAACCCAAAACAAAACAAAACAAAAAAAACACACAAAAAAAACUGGGAAUCAUCAAGAAAAGGCCACUCUUUCCUUUACAAUGUGGAACAGAGAAAUGGUGAAUUAGUGAUACCCCAGACAGGCUUUUAUUACAUCUACUCACAAAUUUAUUUUCGUUUCUGUGAAAACGAGAACGAGGAUUCAGAUUUGUUAGCACAAGUCAGGAACCCCAAACAGCUCGUCCAAUAUGUUUACAAACUGACUAAUUACCCAGAGCCCAUUUUGCUCAUGAAAAGUGCAAGAACAAGCUGCUGGUCUAAAAAGGCAGAAUAUGGACUUUACUCCAUCUACCAAGGUGGUGUGUUUCAGCUGAAAAGAGAGGACAUUUUCGUCUCCAUCAGUAGUGGUGACAUAGUUGACAUGGACAAAGAAGCAGGUUUUUUUGGAGCCUUUAUGAUUGCUUAA